Ilex paraguariensis (yerba mate) is the source of this 606-nucleotide messenger RNA. The record is from the annotation of a GenBank genome assembly. Lineage: Eukaryota; Viridiplantae; Streptophyta; Magnoliopsida; Aquifoliales; Aquifoliaceae.
AUGCCUCCCAAUCCGUAUAGUUUGGAACCAGCUGCACUUCUCUGGAUUCAACCAGCCACAGUUUUGGAUAUAUACUAUUAUUACUUUCAUGGCUUUUUUGAUAUCAAUGUUGAGAAUUGCAAAAACCCAUCAUGGCCAAUUGAGCUACCAGGACUGCCAUUGGUAAAGACCCAUGACCUUCCCUCCUUUGUAGUUCCUUCAAACUCAGACAAAUUCAAUCGUCUCCAAUUCUUUAAAGAGCAGGUUGAAACGGUAGAUGAAGAAACCAAACCAAUAAUUCUUGUUAACUCUUUCGAUGCACUAGAACCAGAGGCCUUAAAAGCCAUCGAUAAGUACAAUUUGAUUGGGAUUGGGCCGCUAAUUCCUUCUGCUUUCUUAGAUGGAAAAGACCCAACCGACACUUCUUUUGGGGGUGACCUUUUUGACAAAUCAAACACCUAUAUCCAGUGGCUGAACUCGAAGCCUAAAUCAUCGGUUGUUUAUGUAUCGUUUGGAAGCAUUUUGUCUCUACCAAAGAGGCAAAUGGAAGAGAUUGCACGAGGGUUGUUAAAGAGUUGUACGCCAUUUUUGUGGGUAGUUAAAGCAAAGGAGAACGGAGAAGAGUAG